UUUGGUAGCACGAGCACUGUUUGUGGACAGACGCAGCAGCGGUCUGACGCGACACACGACGUCCUCUGUGAUUGGACACGAAACCCGGAAGCACUUCCUUUGGAGCGGUUGUCAACACUGGUCAAGACAACAUGGCUGGAUUACAGAGGGGACACAGCUGCCGUUAUUAGGACACAUUCAAGGAGAAACGUCUGUUUGAUUGUCCUACAACAGCAUCCAAACUUUAUUAUUAGGCUUGUUUUCGUUGUGUUGAAUGCGGAGCUUGUCCCAUGUGAAGACAGGGUGAAGACAGAAACAUGCACAAGCUCACAAGGGCGACGCUGGCCUUAAACGGACUUGGCCGGUGUUUUAUUGCAGAAAAGCAUUUAUCCGCUAUAAAAAUCACCAGCCGAGGAUUUGCUGAUGAUUCUGGCAAGCAUGAAGUUUAUGAUGUUAUUAUAUCGGGGGGAGGAAUGGUUGGAUCUGCAAUGGCAUGUUCCCUAGGCAUGGAUCCCAACUUGGUGGGGAAGAAGAUUCUUCUGCUUGAAGCGGGCAACAUGAAAGUGAUGGACAAGGUCCCAGACACCUACAGCACCAGAGUCAGCUCCAUCAGUCCGGGCUCCGCCACACUCCUGAGUGGUAUUGGAGCAUGGGAACACAUCACAAAGAUGAGGUGCAAGCCCUAUAAAAGGAUGCAGGUUUGGGAUGCCUGCUCAGAUGCCCUGAUCACAUUCGAUAAGGAGAACCUGGAGGAGGAGAUGGCCUACAUCGUGGAGAACGACAUCGUGGUGGCUGCGCUCACUAAACAGCUGGACAGCCUGUCCGAUAAUGUGCAAGUUAAGUACAGGUCCAAGGUGGUGAAGUAUGAGUGGCCCAUGCCCCACCAGGCUGCAGAAUCCAUCCCAUGGGUCACGGUCACGCUGGCCAACGGAGAGACUGUUCAGACCAAACUGCUGAUUGGGGCAGAUGGACCAAACUCAAUGGUGAGGCGGGGACUGGGAAUAGCUACAGUCAAGUGGAAUUAUGACCAGUCUGCUGUGGUUGCUGUGCUUCACCUAUCAGAGCCCACAGAGAACAAUGUCGCAUGGCAGAGGUUCCUCCCAACAGGACCCAUUGCAAUGUUACCGCUGUCGGACACUCAGAGCUCUCUGGUGUGGUCGGCCAGCCAUCGGAUGGCGGAGGAGCUGAUGGAGCUGGACGAGGAGAGCUUCGUUGAUGCUGUAAACUCUGCCUUCUGGAGUAAUGAGAACCAGUCGGAGCUCAUCGAGACGGCUGGCUCUCUGUUCCGCGGCGCCCUGUCAGCCAUCAUGCCAUCUGCAGGUUCACCUCGACAGCUUCCUCCGAGUGUGGCGGGGAUCGGCCCAAAGACCAGAGUCAUGUUUCCUCUGGGCAUCGGCCAUGCAUCCGAGUACAUCAGGCACCGGGUAGCUCUCAUUGGGGAUGCAGCCCAUCGAGUCCAUCCUCUGGCCGGUCAGGGAGCCAACCUGGGCUUUGGGGAUGUGGCUUGCCUCACACGGGUCCUGAGCCAGGCUGCCUUUGACGGGAAGGACCUGGGAGCGAUGCAGCAUUUGUUAGAAUAUGAAACUGAACGCCAGCGAAAGAAUCUGCCCAUGAUGGCAGCCAUCGACCUCAUGAAGCACCUCUACUCCACUAACGCCGCUCCUGUGGUUCUCCUACGCACCUUCGGUCUGCAGGCCACCAACAUGCUCCCGACACUAAAAGAGCAGAUCAUGGCGUUUGCAAGCAAGUGAUGCAUUCAGCAUGCAAGGUUGUUCGGGGAUCUUCAAAGACUGUGAGGCUGUAAAAAUUGUGAAUGUUAAAAUAAUAAAGAUUUAUUUUACUCUUUGGCGAUGUCUGUUUUUGUUUGUGCUGGUUUUG
Messenger RNA from Centropristis striata (black sea bass), 1857 nucleotides. It is a transcript of the gene coq6, whose product is annotated as coenzyme Q6 monooxygenase. Gene Ontology annotation, biological process: ubiquinone biosynthetic process. The transcript is spliced from 12 exons. The coding region runs from base 297 to 1730 and encodes 477 amino acids. The record is from RefSeq and is a predicted model, not a curated record. Gene Ontology annotation, cellular component: mitochondrion. NCBI's taxonomy places the organism in Eukaryota, Metazoa, Chordata, Actinopteri, Perciformes, Serranidae. Gene Ontology annotation, molecular function: FAD binding; 2-octaprenyl-6-methoxyphenol hydroxylase activity; oxidoreductase activity, acting on paired donors, with incorporation or reduction of molecular oxygen, NAD(P)H as one donor, and incorporation of one atom of oxygen.